AUGUUUUCCGUGCGUUUGGUUAAUGCGGACAGCUAUCAGGCAACGCCAUUGCCUCAGCUGGAUCCAACAUUUUCAGAAUUUCGUGGAACUGAAAUAAAACAUGUACCUAUUGUACGGGUCUUUGGUACUACCCAUACAGGUGAAAAGACAUGUUUACACUUACACGGCGUGUUUCCAUACCUGUACGUACCAUUCACGGGGGAUGAUAAUGCUGAUGGCCUUGCCUAUAGACUAGCUGCAUCCUUGGAUGCAGCGAUCAAUAUAUCCCUAGGAUCAGCGAACUCAAACACACAGCAUGUCUAUCAAGUACAACGAGUCGCUGGAAUACCAUUUUACGGUUAUCACCGGAGAGAGCAUCAAUUCUUCAAAAUAUCUUUUUAUAAUCCAGCGAUAAUGAAGAAAGCUAUCGAUUUGCUACAAAAUGGAUCGGUGUUGAAUCAAAGUUUUCAACCACAUGAGGCCCACAUACCGUUUAUCCUUCAAUUCAUGAUGGAUUACAAUUUACACGGAAUGAGUAUGAUCAAUUUAUCAAGUGUAAAAUAUCGGCGGCGCAUUACGCAAUCUCAUUCGGAGUUUAAAUCAUCAAACGCUGCUAGUAGUAACAGUAGCAGUAGCGGUGGUGUCGCUACUACCGGCGGUAUAAUUACGCCGGUCGAUGAACUUGAUUAUCUUCCAGCGUGUGUUGAACGACAAAGUAUUUGUGAAUUAGAGGUAGACGGUUUAGUAUCAGAUAUCUUAAAUAGACAAGACCUGGAACGGGGAAUUGAGUUGAAUCCAGGACUUGCGGCAAUUUGGGAAGAAGAACGUGCUAGAAGAGCACAAGCUGGUCUCGCUUGUGAAGAUUCCCAACUUGUCAACCCAAAAAGUCCAGGAAGACCGCCUUAUUGUCUCACAGACAAUGAUUUGUAUCAACAGCAAAGAUUCAAUCGUCGGCUUUAUAUGGUAUCGCAGUGCGAUGAAAGUACACUUUCAUCCGCGUCCUCACCUUCUUCCUCGUACUCGCCUGCUAGUUUAAAUCAAUCGUCAUAUCCGAUUGAAACACUGAACGACGAUCAACUGAUGAAUGACUCUAAUUUACCGAAUUUGAAUUCGCAAAAUUUGAAUUUGACUCAGCAUAUCAACGAAAUUUCAAGUCUCAAUUCUAACAAACUUUCUCAAGAAUCUAAAACUUCACAAUUAACUAACGAAACUAGUAUUUUGGAUUCCGAAGACAUACCAUUAAUUGAAAUACUUAUGGACUUAGCGCGUGACUCAGAGAAACACGGCCCUGUGGAUAAUGAUAGUAUUCUGGGUACCCAAACUUCAGCGUUUGAUCACGAGGAAAUAAAAAGUGAUAACGAAGAUGACGAUGUUAUUGAUUUCAACCUUACGUGUUUGGAUAUUGAUUCAAUGAGUCCGUGGGGCUCAAACCCCGACAAGUCACCACCUAGUCAACUUGUUCCUGUUAAUAAUAUAGACUUAAUUAACAAUAUUAAUAAUAGUAAUAAUAAUUAUAACGAUAAUGGUAAUCAUAACAAUAACUAUAAUAAUCCAGGUUCUAUUAAUACAACUGAAACAACAAAUAUUAAUAGACCUAUUAUCGGAGCCGAUACAACGGAUGCUGAGAGUCUAAACUCAGAGGAAUCUCAGCUACCACAAUUGGAUGGUGCGGGUGAUCUAUUGAGCUUCCUUGAGUCUGAGGAGGACGAAAACAUUAUUAAGUACGAGCAUCAAGUUAAACGUAUACCAGAAUAUCAAGCACCUAUUUCAACCGCGGAUUACGCCAACAGGGUACGUGUGUUUAACACAAAUUUACCUUGUAAUGAUGACGAAGCAUUUAUUAUGGAGGAGGGUACUUCAUCAUCAAACUGUUCGCCAAUGUCACAACAAGAUGCAUGGUCCUUUUAUUUACCCACCGACGCGGAUAACAUCGACGAGUUUGUGAAUAUGAAUUUUGAAUUACUUGGAUCAGAGUUUGACUCGGAUUAUGAAACUACUUUGGGAUUAAAUUCGCUGCUGGAAGGCGAUGAGGAUGAAUCCUCUAUAGGUAUUAAUUUAAUUGUUGAUAACGGUAAUAAUGAGUGCGUACCACUAGAGGCAGUGUUAAACGGUGACCCCUGUUUUACCCAAACUGCCGAAAUGGACAAGUCUGAUUUGGCGGAGCUGAAAGAUCAAUACGAUAGUUUGCUUGGUAGUGAACUUGUACCUAUAGCUUAUAAAAAUUUUCGUGAGAGUGAUAGUUGUGUUGAUAAUAAUAAUACAAGAUUAGAUAGCAAUGAUAAGUGUGGUCAAGUGUACUCUAAUUCACAAAGUCAACAAUUAAAUAAUGAUAAUACAAGUAAAGAGGCUGCUAGUACAACAGGAACAACCGCAAUAACGCCACCAACAAAUGACACCCGAAAUUUAUCCUCGGAAAAUGUUACGCCCAACAUACAAGAACCCGACGGUAAAGUAAAUACUCUAAAAAGUAAAUAUGAUAACAGUAAAGAGUUUAGUAGUAGCAGGGAGCUAGCAACCGCUGCUGAUAGCUCUGAUUAUAAUUGUAACUUAGUUGCCAGAUGGGAGGAAUUGCAGGACUUGAAGUUUAUUCCGAAACGUGUUCUAAAGAAAAAAGGUUUUGUAAGACCGAGAAAACAAAUAUUGAGACGGGCAACCCUCAGUGAAUCAAUGAUGGCACGUAAGCGCGGUUAUUUCCGACGUGGUCCUGCAAAUUUAGCUAAUCAAGUAUUUACUAGUGAUAAUAAUAAUACUACUACGGUAUCUCCAGUUCCUGAUAACGAUAAUUUACCAAAUAACUUAAUAGACAAUGUUACACAAAAUGUUAAUAGUAAAAACAAUAAUACAACGAUAUGCAAUAAUAAUAAUAGACAAAUAAGAGCUACUGAUCGUACGGGUACGACUGACAAAAUUAAACUAUUUAUUGAAAACUCAAGGAAUGUUAAAAAUUCAGAUAAUACUUCCACUACUAUUGCAAGCUCUACUUGUAAUAGUAAUAGUACUAGUAAAACUCGUCUCUCUGCAGACACUCGGGCGACUCUCGCUUCAACAACUACAACUAAAACAAGUUCCUUUAGGUCUGGUAUUAAAGAAAAGUCAACUAAAUCACCGUGCUCACUCGAUGAUUAUUCACCGAGUGCUCCGAGUAAUUUUUCACCGAGCGAUCUUAUUGGACAUGUAAAUACCUCGACAGAAGUUGAAACUUCAAGAGGGUAUUACAACGGUGAAAUGGAUCAUUUAUCUAGCGUUGUUGAAAAUCCAGACGAGGUUGAUAAUAAUCCAACCGACGGUGAAAAGACCAAAAUAGUUGAUAAUAAACAUCAGUCACGUUAUUUAUCUUAUUACUCAUCAGUGAAUGCACAUAGUGGAGUGCCCUACGGGCAGAACAAACAUCGACACUGUCUUUACUCAUCAUAUCGCAGUGCUUUUGUUAAGGAUUAUGUAUUUACGGAGGAUCAAGUUUGGGUUAUUGAUAAACGAAAACGUGGUACUGCACCUGCAAUAUCAACCUCAGUAUGCACUAAAGACUGUUGUCGGUUGCCAAUAGUGCUUUUAGAUAAGCUUAAUAUUGUUAUUAAUAAAUCUAAACCUAAACAUACUCAAGCUAACCGAGAUGCAUCCUCUGUUGUGAUAGAUCACGUUGAUAAUGACGAAAAUAAAAGUAAUUUAGAUGAAAGUUUUAACGAGAACUUUGUUCAGCCGCGUGAGAUGAAAAGUAAGCGUAGAAGGCUAAAGAAAAUAAAACGUUUGAAUGAAAAAGUAAUAGCCAAUGGUAUUAAUAAAGAAUCUAAGAUACACAGUGAAAAAAGUACUCCUCAUCUAUUUAGGUCUUCAAAGUCUUCUAAGACUUGGUCAUCAAUAAUAGAUAAACCACGUUUGAGGAGUCGGGUUAAUAAUAACGUUAAAUCUAAUAAUUCUAAUAACCAACUGAUGGAUAACGAAUCGACAGAUGCUUGUUCUGUAGCCAAUGGACAGCUAAAUUUGAUUACGUCCUCACAGUCAGAGUCUAUUCAAUCACGCAAGCGUCCGGAAAUUUGGUGUUCGAUUAGCAGAAAAAAUAUCGACUUGGGAUUCUUAACUGCAAAAUCACUGUCAUCUCCAGUCUAUAAAGGCGAUAAUGCUCCAGUGAUACGACAGAAGCCUAUUGUUAUACGUCACGUCGAGACUCUUCCAAAAACGUACAAAAUAAAAAUCUGUUCAGCAGCCAGUAAUGUCAAAUCAGUGUGUGAAUCAGAAGUCGACACCACGUCACCGGAAGAUUUAUUGAUUACUUUUCAAAAUAAUAAUAGUAAUAAUAAUAACACUGAUAAUGUUAUUGAUAAUAAUUCCGUUGUUACAAAUAAUAAUGAUAAAAAUGUUAUUUCAAAUACAUCACAAGUACAACAAUUCAGCGAGUUUGAUACGACACUUGAUGUACAUUUGUGUGAUUCAAUUUACAAGGACGAGGAUGAUGUGGCAGCAGUUGCUAAUGAGAUAUUUGAUACAGCCGCCGGUGGUAUUGUCGAGGAGGAACGGAUAUCUUUGGUUGAUUGUACGGCAAAUUCAUCACAGGAAUCCGAACAAUAUACCAAAGCUAUUGCUGAAGCUAAUUUUUAUGCUGGCAAAAAUUAUACUAUCGAUGCAAUCAGUCUCGAAAUACCGCAGUGUCUAUUUGAAGAGGAUUCUAACUCGGAAAGUUUACAAAAGAAAUCAUUGGAGACGAUAACUGAAAGUUCAAUGCCUGAAAUAUCUGUUGGAAUAUUAUCUCCCUCUCAUGUUCCCUCGUCUCAUUCACCAGAAACCCCAGCUGAGCUCGACAAACUUUUGGAUAAUAAUUUGAUAAACGGGCUUAAUGAUUUAAAUGAUAGCAUAUCUUCUUUAACGAGUAUUACAGAUAAAAUUGUUGUAAAAAGUCAACCGCUGAAUGAAUUUGUACAGCCUGACGAUUCGUUUAACUCAAUCACCUCUCACAAAUUUAAUCCGAGGGAUCAUACGUCAACUGAGUGUAAUUACGUAUCAUCAUCGUCUUCUUCCUCGUCUUCGUCAGCCUUUGAAUUUUCUACCUCCGCAAUGUUAAAUAAUUUAUCAAGCGAACAGCUGAAUUUUGAAGAUUACUUUGACGAGGAACAAAUUAUUCAAAUGAUCAAUUCUGCCCUGAUUUUGAAUGACAUUAAUCUUGAUGAUAACACACUCAAUAAUCAAUUACUAUCAUUGUCAAAGGAAGAUAAUAUUUGUGGUGAUAACAACAAGGUUGAUGAUGAAAAAACCAAGACCAAGUACUCUCCGAAUAAAAUUUCAAUUAUUAGAAAAAUUUACAAGACCAAAGGAGAUAAUAAUAAAGCUGAAAAAAGUAACAAUGGAAACACUGAGACGGCUAAUCAAGCUGAUGAAAAUCUUCUAUUAAACCCAAAACAGGGUAUUGAUUUAGUGGACAUUGAAGCUGAGGCUCCUGAUAAUCCUGUUAUAAUUAAACCGAAUAAUGAAAUCGAUCUGGAAUUUAAUGAACCUAUGAAAAUCGAUGCUGAUGGUGAUGACGACAGCAGUGUAAAUGGUAAUGACAAAGAUGCGGGUGGAGAAGAUGAAAAACUCACUAAAUUUACGUCACCUGGUUCUAUAAAUACUACAGCGUAUGAAAACAGCUGGAAUAAUCAAGAAUCACGAAAUGAAAUUAACUCUGAUUGCGCAAUAAGUCAAGAUAAAAAUUUAGAAAAUAUUUCAUCAGAAAUAUUGAAUCAAAAUGACAACAAUGAACAACAGUCAGUUAAAACAAUAGCAACAGUUGAUGAUAAUGAAAAUAAGGUAAAUGUUGAUACUGAAGUUAUUAAAUUAAUGGAUAAUAUACUAUCACUGGUGAGUAUUGAAAAAUCAAUGAAUAAUAUGUAUAAUAAUGGUAAUGUAGACAAUAGUAUUGAUACUGAACCUGUAUUAAAUUCCAUUGUCAACAAUAAUUUGAUAGAUGAUAAAGGCUGCGAAGCUGCCGGCGGACGGAGUAAUUAUUUAUCUCAGUCAAAUGAAAUAUCAACCACUGUUACUGCCAUCGAGAACAACACUGAUUGUAAUAAAGUUGAAGCAAUCACUGAUAAAUUUUGUUCAGACAAUAAAAAUAUUAUUGAAAGUUUGGGAGCUGACGGCAGUGAUGAUCACGAAGGAACAGAAGCUAAACUGACAAAUGAAAAAACGGACGUUAAGUUAGUUGAGCCAGAAAUCGAAGAUAAAAUCACAACUGGUACUGCUGGCUCUUAUUGCGAAGUACUUCUUGAGGUAAAUGAGAAAGUUAAAUCGUCUGUUGAACAAUCUACGUUUGAAUCUUCUCUUACCAUUACUGAUAAUCAGUGUUCUAAUGAACAAGAAAUAAAAUUGCGGUUUAAAGAAGAUUAUACGGAAGUAGUGUUUAAUAGUGACAAAGAGAAUAUCGAUAGUCAUGAGUGUUCCAUUUAUAGUAACUCUAUUCCGGAUGUUGAAAAACAUCCAGAGGAAGCAGUUAAAGCUGGAGAAAAUAAAGAAGAAGAAGAAAUAAAUGGUGACGGUGAAGAAGUACAAAAAGAUAAAUUAAAUAUUGAUACUGGUAGUAAGUCUGGAGUUGAACAAGAAAAUAAUUACACCGAUGACAGUAAUGGUAAAAAUAUUUCAAAGGAAUCAGUGUUUCGAUGCCGGGAAUUGUCGGUCCGUUUGGUUCGCAUUAAAUUAAACGAAUUUAAUCAAUAUUUAAAUAGCAGUAAUGGCUGCGGUAAUAAAAGUAAAAUAGAUGUUAAUUCAAGUUUAGUUGAGUUUGAAUUUGGUAGUGAAGCAGCCAAUGCCAGCUCAGUGAAACAAAAAUUCGGAAAUUCAUCUGGAGUUAAAAAAUGUGUUAGAUUUGAUGAUCAGGUAUUUAUAUUCGAGACAAAUACACGAGUACCUCUAAUAAAUUUUGAUGAGAAGAGCGAAGAAGAAGAAGAAGAAGAAGCAGAAAAGCAAAGGGAGAACUUUACUGAGGGUGACGAGGGUGAGGGUGCGGUAGAACCUGAAUGCCAGGGUGAGGGUGAGGGUGAGACCGAAAGAGUAGGUGCCGGCGAGGUCGAGGGUGAGGGUGGGUGUGAUGAAGAGGAGCCGGAGGUGCUGGAGGAAGAGGAAGAGGAAGAGGCUGAACCAGAACCAGAACCAGAACCAGAACCAGAAAUAGCAGAACAAGAAAAAAAGACUGGGGUUGAAAAUCAAGAAUUAGAAAAAGAAAAAGAGCAGCAAGUUGAAAAAGUAAAAGAUGGUGAAAAACAAGAUAAUAAAAAAAUAAUAGAUAAAGAUGAAAUUUCUGUGGGUAGUAUCAAAAAAUGUGAAAUAACAGACUCAUAUAAAUCAAUUGGUAAUAAAAAUGACAGUGAAACAAAAUUUAAUGGGGAUGUAAUUGCUAGUAGUUGUAUUAAUAAAAAACACGAUGAUGAGAUAAUAGUUAUAUCGGACAGCGAUGAAUACUCCAGCAGUGAUAAUGACGUUGAGUUUGUUUCAGAGGAGAAGUUAGCGCCAGACAGUUGUGUCAGCAAAAAGUUAAACACCAAAAUUAUUGAUGAAAAUUUUGUUUUUACAGAGAAUAGACAAAAUAGCAGUAAAUCAACAAAAACCGAAUUUAACCGUGACAUUAAAGAGCAGCAGCAACAGUUUUCUUUGGACAAUAUCCAGGAAAUGGAAAGUAAGUUAGAUAAGAACCUAAAGGAUGUUACAGUUCUAGAUGAAUCUACAAUACCAAUUGAUAAGAAUAUAAAAGAAAAAUCUUGUUUAGCCGGUGAACUUUUAACAAAAUUUACUGAAAAAGAACCACCAAGAUCCAGUGAAUCAACAUGCAAACGCAAACGUAAUAACAAUAAUAAUUUACCAAGACAAUCCUAUUUAAAUUCAAAUAAUAUUAUCAAAGCUAAUAGUAAUAGUAUUAUUACUGUUCCUUCAACAGUUGAUCCAGCACCAACAACAUCCUCAUUAUUGCCAGCCUCGAUGGUAGAAAGCCGCCAGAGCUCCGAUGACAAUCGAUUGGUACGAACUUACAGAAUGUUAACAAGUUAUCGCACUAAAAUUCAUACACUUAGUAUUGAUCAGCGAAUGGUAUUUACCCGCGUGGCAGUAAGCGAUCAAGAAUUUGGCAGUAAACAAGCCAAAGAAAAAUUCCUGGAGGGUAUUGGAUUAUAUCCACUGAAACCGCAAGGCUGCGGGUGGAAGCCAGCUCACAUUACCACCGGGUUCAUGCAAUUACAGCAGCCACGUGUUAUUCUCCAGCGACUUACGCCGAGUGUGCUUAAAUACUACGGGUACACACGUCGAUUCAAAAGCCAGAGAUUCGGAAAACGUUUCAAGACCGACGUAAAUAAUCGAUUUACGAUACCGGCGUACGAUGGCCCGGCGGAUUUGAGCUCCACUGAUUCUGAAUCGGAUACGGAUAUAACUCUUGACUGCCGGGAGAAACGUGUUUGCGACUAUAAACCGAGAAAGCACUUUCAACGGCGCGAGGCAACAGUAACUCCUCGUAAACGCAAAAACAUCAACAGCGACGAGGAGACCGGAGGAGAUAAAGUUAAUCCCGGGGAGGAGGAUUUAUUUCAAGGAGCCAGAGAUCGAGCAACUCAACGUUUAUUUAAUAGACCUACGACUAAACACAGUAUGCCUUUAACUGAUAAUAAAAUUUAUUAUCAAUCGCCCACCAGGGCCACCACCUCUAGAUCUUCCGGUCUCUCGGGCAAUUAUACGCCAUUGAAAAUAAUUAUCACGUCACCGAAGGUACGAAAACUCGAACAUACUUCUUCUGAUCAACCAACGAUUGAUAAUCAUAAUCGUACCUACAGUCACAGUCGAGCCGAGGACUGUCUUGAUAAUGAAAACAGCUGCGUCACACCGAGGAGACGGAGGAGAUUGCUUUCUUCGGCUGUGACAUCCACCAAGCGCCGAGUUUCAGGUGACAGUUGCCAAAUGCUGACGGCAAAUGAUGAACGACAACAGACGGGUGAGUUCGAGAUAUUAAACCCCAUUCCCAGUACCACCAGUUUUGGUGGUGAAUGCAGCGCUACAGCUUCAAAUGAUAAUAAUUAUGUUGAAAAAUGUAAUCGUGAUUUAUCACCAAGUGUCAAAGCCAACGUGAGAAAAAAUUUAUUUUUUUCGUCGAGCAAACAAGACGAUCGACUUGAUAAAAGUUGGCGCAAUCAAGCUGGUGAUAUUGAUAAUACUGAUAAAGGUGAAAAAUUAACAGAAGAUACUGAUGAAAUGCUCAAUAAUGAAUUAGAAAAAUCUAGUGAUGAUGAUACUGUGAUAUUUGAGCAGUCUGCAGCUAAUUUAGAACUUGAAUUUUCACCUUUAUCGAAAUUCGACAAUGAUAAAAAUCUCGAGGAGCAAGAUGACGUGUGUAAUGUAACAUUCACACAAUACUUGAGCUCGCAACUUACCCGACAGACGAAUCAAUCAUCUGGUGAGUACAAAAAGAAUCUGUCAAACUCGGAAAAACAAGUAACAAUUAUUCCGAAAUUAAAACCACCGUCUGUUGGAAGAAUAAUUGACACAAUGGAAUUAUAUAGCAUACCAAAGUGUCGUAACUUGCAGCCGUUUUUUAGUAAUCAAUCAGAUGCGCCAGGUCACAAAGAGGUAGCUCACAGAUUAUUAAAAGUACCUGGUAAAGGAUUAGCCGAUUUAUCAUAUUUUAAAUCAAGUCUUGAUAAUAUUACGGGUAUUAAUCGCUGGCGUAGGAUGAAAAUAAAUGAAUUUAAUUCAUCAUCAAAGGGAAGUGGAGGAGUUUUUAAAUCAUGUAAUAUUAAAAAAAAUCUUGCUGGACAUUCAUCUGUGGUUAUUACACCUUUAAUUUUACCUCCUUCGUUGACAAGUGUGAUAAAGUGGGUCAGGGCUCGGGAUUAUUUGGCAAAAAAACGUAUUAAACUCGAGAAAAGAGACAAGGACAAAAAUAACGUCAAAGACAAAGAUAAAUACAGAGAUAAGGGAAUUGAAGGAGGAGAAAAAGAAGAAAUAGCUCAAGACGAAGAAACAGUUCAAGAUGUUAUUGAAACAUUUGAGCAACAUAAAAAAUACGACAAUCCGUUAAUUGAAUCAGAGCAACGUUCAAAUAAUGUUAAUAUUAAUAUUAAUUCAAGUAUUCUCGAAACAACGACUGAAAAUAUUAUAAAUUUAAAUUCUGGAAGCGAUAGUUCUGGUUACACUGUUGUAGAUUGUUCAAGUGCCGUUGAAAAAUAUACGAGCUCAGGGGAUAAUGGAAAAAAAAGUUUAUUAAUACAACAACAUGAUAACGAAAAUUCUAAUAAUACCCUCGGCGACAGCCUCGACGAUUAUAUUGAUCCGUCUUUAUUAAGUAUACUCGGUAAAUCGAAAUUGUUUAAAGAGAGUGAACAGUCGAAACAUUUUGGAAUUUCAUGCGGACAAAUUGAAUGUUUAACGCAUUCAGAUAGAAGUAAUGUGGAGAAUGAGAAUAGACAGAAAGCGAAAGCUCUGACGAGGUAUCAAUUUAUAACAGUGUUAUGUGUAGAAGUACAUGUCGUAACUCGUGAUGAUUUAUUACCAGAUCCACAACAUGAUUCUAUUUCUGCUUUAUUUUAUGCUGUACAGAGUGAUGUUCCACCAACCUCCUCAAUUAAACCACUUGAACAUGGUUUUAUAGCGGUCGCAACGGAAGGAAACAACAACUAUGGGUAUGAUUACGGAUCGUCGUUGCCAUUUACCAAGACAUUUGUAUCAAAUGAAGUGGAAUUAUAUAAAGCAUUUGUAAAUUUAGUAACACGUACCGACCCCGAAAUAUUUAUCGGUUGGGAAAUAGAAUCAUUAUCUUGGGGUUAUAUAUUUCAGCGAGCCUCUAGACUUGGGAUCAAUUUAGCAAAACGGAUUUCUCGAAUCCCAAGCGUACAAUGUAAGUGGGAAUCUCAGCCGUCGGAUCUUAAUACAUUAGCGGAUGUUAAAUUACCGGGUCGUAUUGUCCUCGACAUUUGGCGAAUUAUGAGAAGUGAAAUAGCGCUGCUUACGUAUACGUAUGAAAAUGUUAUGCAUAGUGUGAUGAAUGAGAGAGUUCCCUGUCCGUCCUUUAAAGUAUUAUCUAACUGGUGGAUUGAGCCGCAAGAUGAAGAAGAAAAGGUGAAGGAUACGAAUGAGAAACAGAGGCAGAAUCCAAGAUCACGUUGGAAAGUUGUUCAACAUUACAGUGUUAAAGUUUUAGGUAUCUUGAGGAUUCUCGAACAACUUGACAUUAUUGGACGAACAAGUGAGCAUGCUCGGCUUUUUGGAAUCCAAUUUUACGAAGUUUUUUCUCGUGGUUCUCAGUACCGAGUUGAAUCAAUAAUGUUACGGCUUGCAAAGCCACUCAAUUACAUUCCGGUAUCUCCUUCACCGUUGCAAAGAGCAUCUAUGAGAGCUAUGGAGGCACUUCCACUAAUAAUGGAGCCAGAAGCAAUGUUUUACAGUGAUCCACUUAUUGUCCUUGACUUUCAGAGUUUAUAUCCAAGCAUUAUUAUCGCACACAAUUAUUGCUUUUCAACCUGUUUAGGGCGUAUAGAAAAUAUUGGACAGCAAAAUCCUUACAAAUUUGGUGCUUACUUGCUGCGUGUCCCUAAAAGCACAGCCAUUAAAUUACAAGGUAAAGUCAAUUAUGCUCCUUGCGGUGUAGCUUAUGUAAAGCCAGAAAUACGUCUUGGAAUUUUACCAAGAAUGCUUACUGAAAUUUUAGAAACACGAUUGAUGGUUAAAAAAGCUAUGAAAGAUCAUAAAGAUUCUAAAGAUGAUAAAUUAUUACAACGAGUUUUGCAUUCACGUCAACACGGACUUAAAUACCUCGCUAAUGUUACUUACGGUUACACAGCUGCUAAUUUCAGCGGCAGAAUGCCCUGUAUUGAGCUUGGAGAUAGUGUUAUUAGUAAAGCUAAAGAAACUCUUGAACGCGCAAUAAAGCUUGUAGAAUCAACUCCCAAGUGGGGAGCACGCGUUGUUUACGGAGAUACCGAUUCGCUUUUUAUCCUUGUGCCUGGUAAAUCUAAAGACGACGCUUUUAUUAUUGGCAACGAAAUCGCUGACGCUGUUACUGCAUCUAAUCUUAAGCCGAUCAAACUUAAAUUUGAAAAAGUUUUACAUCCAGCAAUAUUACAAACUAAGAAACGUUACUGCGGGUACAUGUACGAAACUCCAGAUCAGAAAGAACCAACCUACUUGGCAAAGGGUAUAGAAACUGUGAGAAGAGACGGUUGUCCAGCUGUUUCUAAGAUUCUUGAAAAGUCAUUAAAAAUUCUUUUCGACACUAAAGAUGUAUCGUUAGUAAAACAAUUUGUAACGCGGCAGUUGGACAAAGUACUAAACGGAAAAGUAUCGCUUCAAGAUUUAACAUUUGCUAAAGAAUUCCGUGGUCUGCGUGGAUACAAAGAGAAAGCAUGUGUACCGGCGUUGGAGCUUACACGGAGACUAAUGAAAAAAGAUCCACGAGCCAUACCCCGUCACGGCGAGCGUGUUCGCUAUGUUAUUGUUGCCGGUCCACCAAAUCAAGCAUUAAUUAAUUGCGUGCGUUCGCCGUGGGAGGUUAUUAAUGAUCCUGGACUACGACCAAAUGGUACGUACUAUGUUACUCGGGUGAUAAUACCACCGCUUAAUAGAUGUUUAAAUCUUAUGGGUGUUGACGUAAAUACUUGGUACCGCGAAAUGCCGCAUCGGUACAUUUUAAACAAUCCAACAGUUGUACCGAGCGACAAACAGAAACAAACGAUAUUUCAAUACUUUGGCAACGUCGUUUGCGUCUGUUGCGGUCGUGCUUCUUAUAAAAAUAUUUGCGACGACUGUACCUCUAAUUCCACUGAAACAAUUAUUGUUCUACAUGAAAAGUUGAGGUGGUUGCAGAGAAUAAACAAUAAUGUCACCGCUAUUUGUCAGUCUUGCAUAGGACGCGAUAGUGAUGUUGCUGACUGUGUAUCAUUGGACUGUCCUGUUCUUUAUCGUCGUGCUCAAGCAUCCAGAGAAUUAACUCAAGGAAUUCAAUUACAAAAUGUUAUUACUGGAAAAAGUAACAUUCUAUUUUGA
Molecule: messenger RNA, 12957 nt
Organism: Cotesia congregata
Lineage: Eukaryota; Metazoa; Arthropoda; Insecta; Hymenoptera; Braconidae
Source: the annotation of a GenBank genome assembly